GGCAGAUUGGAUUCCAAUUCAUCUCAUACGCUGGUUAUGUGGGGAGUCGACGGCCGAAUGAAAUCUAGAAAGCUCUUAUUUUUUUCUCUUUUUCUUUUCUCUUCUUCGGUUUGCCUAAGGAAUUUCUUUUAGUUUAUUCUUCUACUGGUUGUUUUCCUCUGUACGAAACGAGUUCGUCCGAGUGUUGAAGCAUUUAUGUCAUGUUCUGAUUGUUAUUCUGAAUGAGGAUAACUACUUAUUUCCUUGUAUGAAGGAGUAUUGUUGUUAUUCUAUGGUGGUUGCUCUUAAACACAUGGGUUUUUUAAGUGCUUAUAAAUGGACACGAAAGUCCAUUUCAACAGCUUUGCGCCACUGUGGGGAAUCAUGGAUUUGAACCGCAUUGCAAUAGCUUUGCGCCACUGCGGGAAAGUUCAAGCUCUCAAUCAUGGCAGAAGACUUCAUUCUGAUUUGAUCAAAACCGGGGUUUUGAAUAACGUGUUCCUUGCCAACAAUCUGAUAUCCAUGUAUGUGGAGUUAUGUCAUUUGAAAUAUGCACACAAGGUGUUCGAUGAGAUGCUUGAAAGAAAUGUGGUUUCGUGGACCACCAUGGUCUCUGCGUAUACUAGUAGUGGAAAACCUCAGGAAGCUCUUGGAAUAUAUAAUCAGAUGUUGGAGUUUGGUUCAGAGGAACCGAACGGGUUUAUGUACUCUGCAGCUCUUAAAGCAUGUGGUCUGGCGGGUGAUUUGGAAUUGGGAAAAUUAAUUCAUAAGAGAGUUUCUGGAGGUGAAUUCCAGUUUGACAUUGUUUUGAUGAAUACCCUUUUGGACAUGUAUGUCAGAUGUGGAAGUUUGAGCGAUGCCAGGAGUGUUUUUGAUGAGAUUUUGUGCAAGAAUGCAAUUACUUGGAACACAAUCAUUUCAGGGUACUGUAAAGAAGGUUUGAUGGAAGAGGCGGUGGAUUUGUUUUAUCAAAUUCCAGAACCGAAUGCUGUAUCCUGGAACAGCAUCAUUGCUGGUUUUGCAGAUAAUGAAAGCCAUCUUGCAUUAGAUUUUGUGCACAUGAUGCACAGAGAAGGCCUUAAGCUUGAUGGAUUCACAUUUCCUUGCGCUCUUAAAUCCUGCUGUAGCCAUGGUUUCAUAGCUUCUGGGAAACAGAUUCACUCAUAUGUUGUUAAGUCAGGUUAUGAGUCUGAUUGUUUUACUGUAUCAGCUCUUGUUGACAUGUACUCAAAUUGUAAUAUAUUAAAUGAAGCGAUAAAGCUAUUUGAUCUAUACUCUGGUUGUAAUGCUUCUGCUUGUGAUAGCAUGGCACUUUGGAAUUCUAUGCUUUCUGGAUAUGUUGUCAAUGAGCAAUAUGGAGCUGCUUUCAACCUGGUUUCACAAAUCCAUCAAUGGGCUGCAUAUUUUGAUGCCUAUACUUUUGGUAGUACUUUAAAAGUCUGCAUCCACUUAUGUAAUUUAAGACUUGGUCGUCAAGUGCAUGGUUUGAUUGUCACAAAUGGGUAUGGGUUAGAUAAUGUUGUUGGAAGCAUUCUUAUUGAUCUAUAUGCAAAGCACGGAAAUAUUAGGGACGCACUAGGAUUAUUUCUUAGGCUUCAGAAGAAAGAUAUUGUAGUCUGGUCUGGUUUAGUUGCAGGGUGUGCUAGAAUGGGUUUAGGCUCACUGGUCUUUUCCCUAUUCGAAGAUAUGGUCAAUUUGGGUCUUGACGUAGAUCAGUUUGUUGUUUCAAAUGUUCUAAAGGUUUGUUCAAGUUUAGCAUCUAUUCGAAGUGGAAAACAGACUCAUGCUUUCUGUGUUAAGAGUGGAUAUGACACAGAGGAGGUUACAGUAACAGCUCUGAUUGACAUGUACUCAAAAUGUGGUGAUAUUGAAGAUGGGUUAGCUUUGUUUGAUUCUAUGCCAAAAAAGGACGUUGUGUGUUGGACAGGGAUCAUUGUGGGAUGUGGGCAUAAUGGAAGAUCAGGGGAUGCAAUUAAAAUUUUUUGUAAGAUGGUAGAGUUGGGUUUGAAGCCAAAUGAAAUUACCUUUACAGGUGUUCUUUCUGCCUGUAGACAUGCUGGCUUGGUUGAAGAGGCGCGGACCAUAUUUCAGUCCAUGAAAACAGAACAUGGAGUGGAACCGCAAUUGGAGCACUAUCAUUGCAUUAUUGAUCUUCUUGGCCAAGCUGGAUACUUCAAUGAGGCAGAAAAAUUGAUUGCUGACAUGCCUUUUGAGCCUAACAAAGCCAUAUGGUUCUCGUUGCUUAGGGCCUGUGGAACCCACAGGAAUAUGGAACUGGUUAAUAUAAUUACUCAACACCUUCUUGCAUCCUCACCAGAAGACCCUUCAGUGUAUGUGACACUUGGCAAUGUUUAUGCAACAUUUGGAUUGUGGGAUAGUUUAAGCAAGGCGAGGGAAGCAGUCAAGGAAGUGGGCACAAGAGAAGCUGGAAAAAGCUGGAUUGAGAGAAUUUGAGAUACCUGGCUAAGCAAUACAGCUUUACUGCAUUGCAUAGUGCGACUGGGUUGUCUAAUACUUGAACCAAGUCCUAGCAUGUGUGUGGAACAGUGAUCAUCCGUGUUUAAAGUUAAGGCCCCUUUAUAUGGCAAACAACCCUAUCGCAAGAUAUGGAAAUAUCACAAUGUAUAUGACUUUUGGAAGUAUCUGGAAAAGCUUGGUAGCUCAAUUGACAGAGAUGCUGCAUUGCAGUUAUGGGAGUCUUCUGGCCCUAGUGGUUACAUGAUUGUUGAGGUUAAUGGUGGUCUUAAUCAACAACACUUUGAGAUAAGCUUAGACCAACAAUGGAUGUUCUGAGACAGGAAAUUCAUCAUAAACUAAAUUCAAUUGUGGAGGAAUGCAUUGAUUGCAUGAAGCAGACAUACUAUGAAUUGGUGGCUCUAUGUAAUCCACUUUUGAUAUGAAAUUUCAUAUAUUGUAAUUUGUGUUUUGUAAUGUAAUGUAUAAAUACCAAAUAAUGAAAUAUGUGGUGAUUGCA
Molecule: messenger RNA, 2953 nt
Organism: Juglans regia (Persian walnut)
Lineage: Eukaryota; Viridiplantae; Streptophyta; Magnoliopsida; Fagales; Juglandaceae
Product: pentatricopeptide repeat-containing protein At4g08210
Exons: 4
Coding region: 316-2433 (705 amino acids)
Biological process (GO): RNA modification
Molecular function (GO): protein binding; RNA binding
Source: RefSeq, a predicted model, not a curated record